Pelmatolapia mariae (spotted tilapia) is the source of this 5620-nucleotide messenger RNA. It is a transcript of the gene pak4, whose product is annotated as p21 protein (Cdc42/Rac)-activated kinase 4. Gene Ontology annotation, molecular function: protein serine/threonine kinase activity; ATP binding. The coding region runs from base 904 to 2895 and encodes 663 amino acids. The transcript has 11 exons. NCBI's taxonomy places the organism in Eukaryota, Metazoa, Chordata, Actinopteri, Cichliformes, Cichlidae. Gene Ontology annotation, cellular component: cytoplasm. The record is from RefSeq and is a predicted model, not a curated record. Gene Ontology annotation, biological process: regulation of MAPK cascade; intracellular signal transduction; protein phosphorylation.
GUUGUAACCUUACAUUAACUCUCAAGAUAUAAACUUAAACAAUUCUGUUAUGGAAAGCAUCCUGAAGUGGUUAGCAAAGGGGUUUACUGAAAGGUUCAAAUUCCCGGGUUGGCUGAGACCUUUCUGUGUGGAGUUUAGAUGUUCUCCCUGUGCACUCGUGGGAUCUCUUCUGUUACUCCAGCUUCCUCAAACAGUCCAAAGACAUGCAUGUUAGGUUAGUUGGUGAUUUUAAAGCAGCUGGUAUAUGGAGAGUGCAGAACAAAUCUUUGUCAUGCCAAGAAGAAGCCAUAUGUGAACAUAUUAUUGUGUUACAGCAGCGGGAUAAAGAAUAAAAAUAGUGCAGUCUACAAUAAAUAAAGAACAAAGUUAAAGUGCCACAGCCGCAUAGUGACGGCCUCUGAGAUAGUGGAUAAUGUUUACAUAUAUAACAGUGAUUAAAAAACAAAGAAAAUAAGAAUAAAAAAAUUAGGUUAAGUUAAAGUAGAGUAAAUAGUGAGACUGAGAUUGUAAAAGAGAGUAGUGUAAUUUACAUUAAUAAAUAAUACGUGCACUACAAAUGUAAGAAACAGCUGGGAGGAAGGUACAGUAUUAGUCUACCGGUGGGCGGUAAUGUUUACCAACCACAAAGAAGAAGAAAAAAAAGCCGAAGAAGAGUCGUCUCCCGGUAGCCCGUUGCUAACUCGGUUUCCAUGGAGAUUGGUUUCAGUUUCCCGGAUGUUCCAGUUUCCUCUGUUCAACAUGGCGUCGGGAAAGUAAGACUUCGGCUAAUAUCACACAGUUUGCCCUGAAGUUAGUCCGCUCCCGCCCUUCUGAUUUUUGGAAAGUUUCCAAGUACGUCGCGGGGUCGGCAGAAAAAGUUUUCCUGGGACAUCCCUGGUCUGAUGCUCGGCCACAGCUGCCAUCAUGUUUGCCAAAAAGAAGAAGUCUCGUAUCCAGAUCUCAGCUCCGUCCAACUUUGAGCACCGUGUGCACACGGACUUUGACGAGCAGGAGCAGAAGUUUGUCGGGCUGCCGCGGCAAUGGCAGUCACUAAUCGAAGACACGGCGCAGAGGCCCAAACCCUUUAUCGACGCGACCAUCAUCACUACUGUAGAACCGCGAAAGACCAUUGUACGCGGCAGCAGGAUGGGAACAGAGUCUCUAACAUGGCUGCUGGAUGAGUUCGACACCAUGUCUGUGACUCGCUCCAACUCCCUGCGGCGAGGGAGUCCUCCAACGCACCCUCGCAGGGACUCGAGCUCUUCAGGAGGAGGUGGAGGGCAGGAGAACGGAGAUCCUCAAUACAGACACUACUCAGACAGACAAGACAGACAAGACAGAGACCGACCCAGACAAGACCAGCAGAGCGGAGGUGACCCCCGCCACCAGGGUCAGCGCGGGGUCCGUCCUCCUCAGACAGGUGAGGUGAUCCAGGGCCGCCCCCAACAGCAGCCCCGGGGUCAAGAGCCCAGCAGAGCCCAGAGGGACAGACAAGGCCCCCCUCCUCCCCCUCACAGAGACAGACAGCCUCGGGACAGAGACCAGGAUCAUGGGGCUCAGCGGGAUCAGCCUGGUGACCACAGGCCAAAGUCCAGCUACGUGGCACGGGACAGCAGUCCUCAGUCUCCCAGAGACAAGAGGCCUCUCUCAGGACCCAACAUACGCACCCCAAAUCUGCCAAUGUCUGAGGGAGUGAUGAAAACUGCUCAACAAGCCACACGGCCGUUUAACACAUACCCACGGACAGAGAGCGAUGGCGGACGCAGCCCCACAGGACAGGUGGGUCGACACCAUGAGUCCUCACCUCAGAACGGCCCCUCUAGCGGCUCCGUCCGAGGUUCCUCUGGCUCCAAACCCCCUAUAAGCCACCCACACCCUCAUCACUCUUCCCACCCCAUCCUGGCCCCCGAGUCCUCCCAGCUCCCGCACACCCCUCACCCCAACGUUCCAGCCCCACGACCCCCUGUACCCUCUGGGCCCGCUGCAUCGGGUGCUCCUCCUCAGGGCCGCUCACCACAGAGGGAACCCCAGCGAGUUUCCCAUGAGCAGUUCAGAGCGGCACUGCAGAUGGUGGUCGAUCCGGGCGAUCCGCGGACCUACUUGGAUCACUACAUUAAGAUUGGUGAGGGCUCCACAGGGAUUGUGUGUAUCGCUACGAUGAAAACCACAGGAAAACUGGUCGCCGUGAAAAAGAUGGACCUGAGGAAACAACAGCGCAGAGAACUCCUCUUCAACGAGGUGGUGAUCAUGCGGGACUAUCACCAUGAGAACGUGGUGGAGAUGUAUAACAGCUACCUGGUGGGAGAUGAGCUCUGGGUCGUCAUGGAGUUCAUGGAGGGAGGAGCGCUCACUGACAUCGUGACACACACAAGGAUGAAUGAGGAGCAGAUCGCCACAGUGUGUCUGUCCGUCCUGAAGGCGUUGUCUGUCCUUCACACACAGGGUGUGAUCCAUAGAGACAUAAAGAGUGACUCCAUCCUCCUCACUCAUGACGGACGGGUGAAGCUGUCCGAUUUUGGUUUCUGUGCACAGGUGUCUAAGGAAGUGCAGAGAAGGAAGUCUCUGGUUGGAACUCCAUACUGGAUGGCACCAGAGCUCAUAUCCAGAUUACCUUACGGACCAGAGGUGGAUAUCUGGUCUCUGGGUAUCAUGGUCAUAGAGAUGGUGGAUGGGGAGCCACCGUACUUCAAUGAGCCGCCACUCAAAGCCAUGAAAAUGAUUCGAGACAACCUGCCACCCAAACUGAAGAAUCUGCACAAGGUCUCCCCUCUGCUCAAAAGCUUCCUGGACCGGAUGUUAGUGCGAGACCCGGCUCAGAGGGCCACCGCCAGCGAGCUUCUCAAGCACCCGUUCCUGUCGAAGGGGGGGCCGCCGUCCUGCAUCGUGCCUUUGAUGCGGCAGAACAGGAUGAAGUGAGAUAAUGCACGCCACUAAGACGCCUGGACUCUGGAGAUGGUGUUACAGGAUACUCCUGCACACACAGGAGUGACCCUCAGAGGUCACAGACAGGAGACGUGAAAACAGGGUGUGCAGGAGUAUCCUCUGUGAGUCACUGAACUGCGAGAGUGAAUUCCCUAAAACAAACAGAGGCAAUAAGGUGGAGUGUGUGUGUGUGUGUGUGUGUUUCAUACGUGUGUGUGAGCAGCAGAGGAGCCUCCUGUAAACACUUUUACCUGAAGAGCCUCACCUGAAAGAUUAAGAACUGUGGAUCUUUUUUUUUCUCCUAUCUGUGGACCUUACCUGGAUUUGAGGUGUGAAGGUGAGGUUUUGCACACCAGUCUGAUGCUUUGAAGGAGCCGAGAGCCCAUUGGCUGAUUUUUAACAUCACUAUUGGACAAUCUGUAAGCCGAUUUUCUUUCUUUCGUUUUUUUUCCUGCAUUCGGAGACUGUCCUCAUCACAGCCAGAACUUACUACUGAGAGAGGAAAUCUUGUGGCUCCGACUUUAUUCUGUAGCCUUAAAAACACUAAUUUCCUGUCGUAAACAAGCAAACAUACACUAAGUGAAAAAGUAAACACUGGAGUCGUGGUUUCAGAUGAAUUUUCUUCUUCUUUUCUCCUGAAGUACAAUGAACAUAGAGAGCUAUAUCACUUGUGAUGUUAUACUAUCUCUGUUUUGUGAUUGUUUUAUUGUUAUUGUAAAGUGUUUCCUGGUUUAUUUUAGAGUGAGAUGUGAUGAUUUUUUUUUCUUAAGCACUGUUGAUGAGAGAUAGAAGCUGCACUCCCAGUUUUAUUUUGUUUUGCAGAGAAAGACCACAUACAGCACACACAGCCCCUUAAACCUGGGUCUGAGUGUCUGAGUCACCCCCUGGGUUUGGUUGAUUUUCACUCGUGUUUUUAGAACAGUAGGGUUUAAACACUCAACGCUCACUCGACAAACUAGAAAACGAGCCUGAGCUGCUCGUUGGCCUGUCACUGAGCUGUUUUUAUUCUGUGGUCCUUUCACAUCUUUGUCAAAAGUUUCCAGCUGCUGACAUUGUUCCUCUGCUCGUUUCGUGUUUGAUUGCCACUUUGAGUCCACUCUGAAAUAAGAUAAUACCAGGUCUCUGUCACGCAGAGGAUUUUAUUUAUAGGACGAGGUUAACACUACUCCACCUCACAAACAGAAGUGUCAGCCAUGAUUAAGAGAAGCAGCUUUGUUGUCGAUGAGCUGUGCUGCUCACGCUCCAGCGGAGAGUGUGUCUGUUGGAGCUUUAACACUCGUGUGAAAAUCUGCUUCCAGCUGCUAAUAAUGUAGAGAUGUUUAAAAACUAAAGGAAGCACGAGACCUGAGGCCCAGAUUUACCCUUUAAGGGACAGGCUACCAAAAUCAGGCUUGUUCAUUUUUCCUCUGGACUGUUUUGCUACUUAUGCAUCUAGAUCAUUUUGGUGCGAGUCGUGCAGUUUUGGAGAUAUUAGCCUUUGCUUUAAUAUAAUUCAACUAAAUGGUUAUUAAAGUGCUGCAGAGCUUGCCAUCAUUUUACCCAGUUACUCAAACGAACAGUUUGUUUCAUGGGGGAACUGUUUUUUUCCAGUGAAAAGAAGCAUGUGGCCUGCUAUCGUUACAGCUCAGCCGAGAGGGAGGACAUUAAUGUUGUGGUGCAGCGUCUGUUUAUUCAGCUCUUUGGCUGCACAGAGAGAGGAACUGUGCAAAUUCAACCAGCACACAUGCUUUGGAGUGUUUGUGGCCCUCUAAAAAGCCAACAGGGUUGGGUCAGAUGCUGAUUGGUUGAUAAUCUGGCACAGCAAGAGAAGAGAACAGCAAUAAAGUUCUUUGCAAAGAGGAAGAAAUGCAACCAAAAGAAACUGGCUAAAGUUUUCAUUCUUUUUAACACUCGGUUUAGCAACAGAGAAGAAAGAGAGAGGGUGUGUAUUUUGACCUCUGUCACCUAAAAACAGUCAGCUGCUGGACCAAUAACAGCACAGAGUUGACCAUAUUUUUUGGCACCACUCCCUGGUAACAGUACAAGUUUCAAUAUGUAAAUGUGGACCUGCAAGCUCUGCUGGUGCACGACCAUUAGCCUCUCGACACGGGCCGCUUACACUUCCUCCUGGAGAAUGAUAUGUUUUCAGAUGUGGUUUGGUUGAGAGAAAAUAGUUCCUGCAUGAAAAUUCUUGAUUUUUGUAUAAGGGCACUUCUGUUGAGCUUAUCGUGCUUUCAGGACUAUUUAGUUCCACAAUUUUCUAGAUCCAUGUUCUCCAAACCUGCGCAACUCGCACCAAAACAAUCUAAAUGGGUAAAGAGCUCUGAUGGGUAGAAGAAGAAUAUGGAAAUGUGAUUUUUUUUUUUCAGCCUGCCCUUCCUCUUUUAAUUUUCUUGCAGCUCAUAGAAAUCAUAACUGUUACCAAAUGAUGAUGACCCAAGUCCCAAAUUCCUCCUUGGGCGGCUGAAAUUGACUGACAGUAUCACAGUUUGGUAAAAAUAAACUAAAACCUAAAUAUGAAAAAAAAAAUAGAGAUCUCUUCAGUUUCAGUCAAAUAUCAAAGUAACCUGAGGAUUGGGCUGUCUACACAACCACAUUACAGCAAACUGAAACAUGCAGACCACUCAGGAAACUGAUUCUAAACGAAGAAUUUUUAAAUAAAUAAAGAUAUAAACUAAUAAAUGAAAACUACUUAUAAUAGUUCAGUUUGAUUUUUUUUUGUUUUUUUUUUGGGGGGGGG